Molecule: messenger RNA, 408 nt
Organism: Ceutorhynchus assimilis (cabbage seed weevil)
Lineage: Eukaryota; Metazoa; Arthropoda; Insecta; Coleoptera; Curculionidae
Source: the annotation of a GenBank genome assembly
AUGGCUAAAUUACCGCAAAUCGAGCAACAAAAAUCCUUCAUCUACUUGCAAGAAGUUGAAACUGUAGGCCAAGAUAUUUUAACGUUAAAAGAAGAAAAACUGGAAUUGUCCAAUGCUCAAAACAAAUACAGAGAAGCCUUGAGGGCCCUCGAAAGUGUUUUCGAUCGAAAUAGUUGGAUACAAGUUGGCGCUGUUUAUAUAGAACGACCCACUGAAGAGUGUAAAGCGAUACUUCGAAAAGAAAUAGCAAAAGCAGAAGAGGACCGAAAUGAAUUGCACGAGAAAAUAAAAAGUAAGGUUCACAAGUUGAGGGAUUUGGAACACGAACCUCGAUUAGAAGGGUUCGCUUUGAAGCCAAUAUCAUUUACUGAGGCCAAGGCUUUGCAUAAAGGAUUUGGAUCUUCAUAA